Aspergillus tanneri is the source of this 1719-nucleotide messenger RNA. Its product is annotated as putative nonsense-mediated mRNA decay protein Upf3. Bases 1 to 1719 code for a protein of 572 amino acids. Gene Ontology annotation, biological process: positive regulation of translation; nuclear-transcribed mRNA catabolic process, nonsense-mediated decay. The transcript has 2 exons. Gene Ontology annotation, molecular function: mRNA binding. The record is from RefSeq and is a predicted model, not a curated record. Lineage: Eukaryota; Fungi; Ascomycota; Eurotiomycetes; Eurotiales; Aspergillaceae. Gene Ontology annotation, cellular component: nucleolus; cytoplasm.
AUGACGCAAGUACCUACUGCUAAAUCCACGGGGGGUGUACUUCAGAUCCCUGCGGCAGCCACUCAGAAAAACAGCAUUGCAACCCCCAAGAAAGCACUUAAACCUGCAGCGCCUCGACUCAAAUUACUUGUGAGGCGACUGCCUCCCGGCUUAACGCAGGCAGAAUUCGAAACUGCAUUGGGUGCCGAUUGGAAAACCGGAGCUGGGAAGGUGGACUGGUUUCAAUAUAAACCUGGCAAAGUUUCGAAGGAAAGCCCCGCCAAACCUUCCCGCCCCUCACGCGCCUAUAUUCACGUUCUCUCAAGCGAUCACAUUAUUGCUCUUUCGUCUCAAGUCCGUCAAACGUCCUUUACUGAUGCUCGCAAUACCUCGAAUGACCCCGUUCUUAUUGGACCUCCUUCCGUCGAAUACGCACCGUACGCUAAAAUCCCCGGGAACCGUGUGCGAAAGGAUGCGCGUCAAGGAACCAUCGACCAAGACCCCGAAUUCAUCUCUUUCCUCGAGAGUUUAACACAGCCUAUUGGGAAGCCCGCGGCCGUCGAAUCCAGUAUCGAUGGAGAAGAAAAGAAGGAUACGGUGAUCACGACACCGUUGGUACAAUACAUCAAAGAAAAGAAGGCCAACAAGUCGAAGGAAAGCUCUAGCAAAUCGUCCAAACACUCAAAAUUGGACAAGGAUGGCAAGACCGAGAAAGUUCAAGCCAAGAAGCUCCUCCAGCGUACGGACAAGGACUCUUCUCAGUCGGGCUCGGCAGAAAAGGCAGAGAAGAAAGGCAAGGCCGACAAGGCCACUAAAGAGGCAGUAAAAGCUGCUACUAAGGCUGCCAGUGUCUCAAAACAGAAUACCAAGUCAUCUGGGGCACAGAGCUCCCCCCGGGAGACAAGCCAAUCAGCCUCGACCACCGAGCGAAAAAGAGAACGUGGGAAUGUAGCGGCCGCAGCCAAGAUACUUCAGCGUGACCUAGGACUGGCUCCAUCUGGUGGUCGUCGCAAAGGUGGUAAGGCUACUGCCGCUGCUGAGUCCGAUACAUCGAAAAAUGAACAAACAGAAGCAGGCAAGAAGGAAACAUCUGCAAAACCGUCCAAGGGAACCGGGUCGUCACAGAAUGCAAAAGGCAAAGGUCAAAUCGCGCAACCCAUCGAGACAACAUCGUCUCAAGGACAGCCUGGAAUAAAAGCAUCUCCCGCACCACCGUCCCAAGGUAAAUUAUCGAAGAGUACAAAAGGAAAACAGGCAUCGACAGCCCCAAAUCCUACAGCCACGCAAGCAUUCCUAAAACAUGCCAACCCAUCACAAGGUGUCACGGAACCCUUACUAGAGACUGCAUUCUCGCCAUUUGGAAAAAUACUGAAGGCUGAAAUCGACAAAAAGAAGGGAUUCGGUUACAUUGACUUUGCCGAGCCAGACGGACUACAGAAAGCGAUUGCAGCCAGCCCGGUCUCGGUUGCUCAGAGUCAGGUCGUCGUACUAGAGCGAAAGGCGAACCCUGGAGGGGAAAAAGGCCGUGGUAAGGGUCGCACUGAUACACAGACAUCCCCAAGCGCUGGAGGUGGCAACAACAACAACAGUCGUGGUGGCAGUAAGACAGGUGAAGGGGGAGCUGGAUCCUCUCGUGGGUCACGCGGUGGUCGAGCCAAAAACAAAAGUGGCACGAAAGGGGGUGGAAAUGGGAGCGCCAGUACAGAAGCCAAGACUACUACUACUGCAGAGGUGAAAUGA